UGUUCUUUACACAGCUUUCAGUUUAUCAGAGAAACUGUUAAAGCUUUCAACAUGCGUUUGACGUUGGUCGUAAUACUGAUAGCGAUUAUGUGUAUUGUGGUUGCUGAUGCCCAUCGUCGUAGACGGAGACGGGAUCAGAGAGGACGAAAGGAACGAGGAGGGUGGGGAGGAGACGGACCGGGACAGGGUGGGUGGGGCGAACGCGGAAGGGGGCGAGGAUGGAGCAAACGAGGAGGAAGAGGAAGCAAUUGGCCAUCCCGACGACAUUGUCAGCCAGUUGAUGGUAAUUGGGGAACUUGGUCUAAUUAUAACGAAUGCUCUUUAACAUGUGGUUUUGGCAUACAGAAGCGAUAUAGAGUUUGCAAUAACCCCGCCCCGGAGUAUCAUGGACGUCGCUGCAUUGGUAGAAACCAAGAAGAACGGUACUGUAAUCAAUGUCCUUGUCCAGACCCCUGUGAUGCCGUUAAAUGUCUUAGUGGAGGUAAAUGUAUAAGAGGCAUAUGUGAAUGCACAUUUGGAUAUUCUGGACCAGAUUGUGGCGUUGAUUCUUGUAACAACAUAUGUUUGAACAAUGCAACAUGUAACAAUGGUAUAUGUGAUUGCCCUCCAAUGUUCAGUGGAGAAGAUUGUGGAACUAAGCUAGAACCAGUCGAUCUUUGUGAGAAUAUCACAUGUGUCAAUAACGGUCAGUGUAUAUCAGGUAUUUGUAAAUGUAUCCCUGGUUACGAUGGAGAUAAUUGUACUGUCAAUGUAUGUGAAAUAACAGACUGUCCUGGUGAAACAACACCUUGUGUACCAAUCCUUGCACCUGGUGGAUACACAUGUAGUUGUGUUAAAGCGAUUCUGUCAAUUCCGAGUUUCAGUGGCUGCACAGAAAGGUCAAUCAUUACACCUGGAAAGUCAUAUGGCAAAAAUCUGAAUGUAACAACCAAUAUACCUGGAGUUCCAGGUAAAAACAUCACCAUUUCAUUCAUUUCAUUCAUAGGUGCUCCUGAUUACCUAGAGAUUGGAGGCACACGAUAUACAGGCUUUACGGCUCCAGCAGACAUCACGCUUUCACCUGGUGCUGGUACCCAAGUACGCCUUGUUACCAACAACUUCGCAGGUGCUGGAGGUUAUAUUUUUACCUAUCAAUAUAUAGACGCUGUACCAGAUUCAAAUCCUUGUAAAAACGGAGGAACGCCCACUUCAGAACAAACCUGUAAUUGUAUGGCAGGUUUUAAGGGAACUAAUUGUGAAUUUCCACCAAUAUUAACAUCAGGCGGUAAAUACCGUGAGAAAGAGAACAUAUUUUUCACACUACCUGGUUUUCCAGAGAAAGAUCUUGUCCUUACAUUUGAUGAAGAUUUUAGUAUUGAAACUACGAAUGGUAAUUGUAAUGAUACUCUAAGAAACGAUUGUAUGGAAGAUUAUGUGGAGAUAGAAGGAACAAGAUAUUGUGGAGACGUGGCCCCGGAACCUAUUACCAUACCUACAGGUAAAGGAACAAUAGUACGUUUUUUGAGUGACAUGGACGCUGAAACAUGCCCGAUAGGUUUUAGACUCACCUAUGUCUAUAAAGACCCGUAGUCGUUUUAAGAAAAAAAAAUGCUGCUAAACGUAAAACCAGGAAUUAUUGUUUGUAAAUUUAAUGGUAUUAUUUGAUGGAAGGAUAUGUCAGCAGAAAAGUUGUGUUAACCAAGCAGAAAUAAUUCCUAGUUUUACAGAAAUCUAAAAAUUGGUAUAUGAUAUUAAUACAACAAACCAAUACAAAUUGUGUAUACCACUUUGUC
Patella vulgata (common limpet) is the source of this 1772-nucleotide messenger RNA. Its product is annotated as fibropellin-1. Gene Ontology annotation, biological process: neuron development; heterophilic cell-cell adhesion. NCBI's taxonomy places the organism in Eukaryota, Metazoa, Mollusca, Gastropoda, Patellidae. Gene Ontology annotation, molecular function: cell adhesion molecule binding; protein homodimerization activity; protein heterodimerization activity. The transcript is spliced from 12 exons. The coding region runs from base 52 to 1569 and encodes 505 amino acids. Gene Ontology annotation, cellular component: neuron projection. The record is from RefSeq and is a predicted model, not a curated record.